Messenger RNA from Chionomys nivalis (European snow vole), 7458 nucleotides. Its product is annotated as zinc finger protein 260-like. The record is from RefSeq and is a predicted model, not a curated record. Lineage: Eukaryota; Metazoa; Chordata; Mammalia; Rodentia; Cricetidae. The transcript is spliced from 3 exons. Bases 4579 to 6813 code for a protein of 744 amino acids. Gene Ontology annotation, cellular component: nucleus. Gene Ontology annotation, molecular function: DNA-binding transcription activator activity, RNA polymerase II-specific; RNA polymerase II cis-regulatory region sequence-specific DNA binding. Gene Ontology annotation, biological process: regulation of transcription by RNA polymerase II.
GCGGACGCUGUGCUGCCGAGCGCUGGUUUGUGCCGAGCGACGGCUGCCGAGACUGCAGGGGGAUGCGUGGGUAAGGUGGGGGUCGUUCGAUUCGGUUUCGUUCCGUGCUUGCGGUUUUCCGCGUCUUCUGUGUUUUGUCACUUUCCAGUGUGCUCUCCCGUGGGAAUUCUCACGGUCGUCCGUGAAAAUUUUCGUGGCCGGACUCAGUGUGUGUGCGCUGCAGGAGCCGAUCCUGGGUGGGAGCCGGGAGCUUCAGGACGAGCUUGAUGCGGUGAUUGCCUUAGGAGCCCGGCGAGAGGGCUGCUCAGGCAGCGAUGGAGCCCUGGGGCCCGUGUACCCUGCUUUGAGGCAACCGCGCUGCCUUCUGGUCUGCUAGUGUUUGAGUAGCUGGUAACUGGAGCCCUGGCUCCUGGUCAAACACUGGCCUGCGAGAGGAGAAAAACUCCAAAGAGUAGGUGAAAACGGGAAAAUGAAUUUUUUUUACGUUUUGGUCCAAAGUGGGAACACAGUUUCCUCCAUCGGCGUUUGCUAAGCGGUGUUGACAAUAGAGGGAGCUGCGGGAGAGCCGGGAGAUCCCGUAGGUAUGUCUGAUGUCACCUGAUGUCACCUGAGCUGGGACAGAGCCUUGGUGCUGGCCUUGCUGGCCCCAGAGACAGGUGUUCAGGGCAUUUCCUUUCCCCGUAUUAUAUUUACUGUAUAGAGGUGGAGUUUAAAACAACAACAACAACAAAAAGGAUUUUUUAAAAGAAAAUCUAAUCCUAAUUCCGUUCCUAUUGCCCAUUUACAUAACUAUUGGGAUUCUUUGCAGAUGUGAGGCCUGAUCGGAGGUUUGGCCUGUGCUUGGGACUGUGGAUAUGGUAAGAACAGGUGACUAACAGUUCAACGGAUUGGUGCUGUAAAGAGGUUUGGGGGCAGAAGCCUGGGUUUCUGCAGCCUCAUCUAGUAAAACUAUUGAAGAGACCAGUGAGGAGGAAGAGCACAGAAGGGUUGCCUGUGUUCACACGGUGCCUUUGAACUGCCUGGAACAGUUCCAGGGGCUGUGGCGCUCUCUUCUGGCCUCCAGGGCCCUGCUUGAACCGACAACACACAGAGAGACACGUGCGGGCGCACGCGCACACAAACACACACACAAUUUUACAUUUUUUGAAUAAGAAGAAUAAAGCUUUUAAAUUUCUUUCUCUACUUUUUCCAACUAAUCCCCAAUGGUGGUUUAAAAGAAAAUGACCCGAAAGCAAUGUCACUAUUAAGAGGUGUGGCUUUCUUGGAGUAGAUGUGGUCUUGAAGGAAGUGUGUCACUGUAGAGGUGGGCUUUGAGGUCUUUUUUUUUUUUUCUUUAUGCUCAAGCUUCCCUCAGUAUGACACUGAGAUCACUUCCUGUUGCCUUCUGAUCAAGAUGUAGCCAGCACCAUGUCUGCCUGCAGACUACCAUCCUCCCCACCAUGAUGAUAAUGGACUAAACCACUGAGCUGUAAGCAGACACCUCCAUUAAAUGUUUUCAUCAAUAAGAGUUGCCGUGGUCAUGGUGUCCUUUACAGCAAUAGAAACCUAACUAAGACACCGGCUUCUUUAAAAAAAAAAAAACAAAAAACAAAACAAAACUAAGGAAAAAACAAAAAGCAGAAGAUGGUUACAUUAAGCAGAAAAGAAGUAAAAUGACCCCAUGCCUGUCUCUGGUGUUCUGAUUUGGAGUCUAGGUCUAGAAAUGGUAGCUGUGCGUUACAGUAGCCAAGCAGGGUGUGGUGCACACUACUGUCCUGCAGUCUUAGCGCUGUAGAGGCAGAGGCUGCAGGAUCACUGCACAUCGACAGCCAGGCUGGGGAUGAAAUAGGUUAGGAAUUGGAACAGAGGAAAAGUCAGAGCCAAAGUGAAGAAGACAUACACACUGUUUUUUAAGGAAAAACAGCUCUGUGUGUGUGUUUUGUUUUUAAGACUUAUUUUAUGUAUAUGAGUGUUUGACUGCGUGUAUAUAGGUAUGCCAAGUGUGUUUCCCUGGAAGUAGGGUUACAGGGGGUUGUGAGCCACACAUAGGUGCUGAACCCGAGACAUCUGCAAGAGCAACAGUCGCUCUUAACUGUUGAGCCCCGUUUCUUUUCCUUCCUUCCUUCCUUCCUUCCUUCCUUCCUUCCUUCCUUCCUUCCUUCCUUCCUUCCUUCCUUCCUUCCUUUCGCUGAGGUAUCCUAUGUACCCCAGGAUAGCCUGCAGCUCAGUUUGUAGACCAGUCUAACCUCAGCUGUGGUUGUGCGGCCCCUGCCUCUGGAGUGCUGGGGUUGUAGGUCUACAAAUGCAGUUUGGUUUAAACCGCACCUGUGCUGAAGAUCCUUCAUGGCUGAUGAACUGGGAAGUCCUAGAGAGGCUGUAGAGAGGGUGUAUAUUACAGUAUGCAGUCUGACUGUCUUUAGCUGUCUUCUGUUCUCUCAACAGUUAGUCAAUAUCCACCUAUGGAUUUUACCUAAGCCGCCCACUAGUUUUCGACACCUGAAAAACUAGGAAUGUCAUCAGAGAGCAUGUGAGGCCUGGUAUAGAGAUUUUCCCACCUUAUUGUAAUCUGCCUCUCUGACGGUGCCACCACAUUUUUUGGUAUUGUUUUGGUGUGUGUGUUAUGCACAUGUUUAUUUGACUGUGGUUACAUCUAUGUGUACAGGUGAUCAUGGAAGCCAGAGGAUAAAAUCCAGUCUUUUCCUCAAGCCCUCCCUAUCUGACUUUUUGAGACAGGGUCUCUGUUAUCUGUGUGUGUGUGUCUGUGUCUCUGUGUGUGUCUCUGUGUGUGUCUCUGUGUGUGUCUCUGUGUGUGUCUGUGUGUGUGUCUUUGUCUGUGUGUCUCUGUGUGUGUCUGUGUGUAUGUGUUGUGUGGGCACAAUGUAGGACCAUGUACAUGCAUAGGUCAGAGGACAACUAUCAGAAAUUAGUUCUUUCUUUCUGCCAGGCUUGCCCCAGGUGUCAAACUAUCACACUCAUGUUGUCAGGCUUGUUGGCAAGCACCUUUACCCUCUAAGGUUCUCAACCUUCCUGAUGCUGCGACCCUUCCAUACAGUUUCUCAUGUUGUGGUGACCCCCAACCAUAAAAUUAUUUCACUGCCGUUUCAUAACUAAUUUUGCUACUGUUAUGAAUCAUGUUAAGUAUAUGAUAUGCGAACCCCAAUGGGAUUGCGAUCCACAUAUUGAGCAUUGUUGCCCCAAGGUAUAUUUUGGCUCACACCAAUGUACUUUAGAAGUGCUUUGGUUUAUGGUUUCAUUCUGUUCUCUUACUACAAAAAUUCCAUAGAGCAUGGUAUUUGGACAACUUGAAUCUACACUGCCAGGCUACUGGAACACUUGGCUCCAGAACAAAUUGUUUCUCCACCCUUCGAAGUGUGAGCUGUUCCUGUGAAGCUGGCCUUAGGGGUGAAUGACAGAAGUAGCUUCUACUAGCUUAUUUCAGUGUUGUUUCCAAGCCAGACUUCUAGACUUGGUAGAGCACACAUGCAUUCCCUGCACUGUUAUAUAGCAAGUUCAAGGCCAGCCAGGUCUACAUGAGACCCUACCUCAAAAAGAAAGAAAACAACAUCAAUGUUGCUUCCAUGGUGGGGUCUGUUAUUUGAACCCCUGUGUUAUGAGUUAUUUGUGGUUAUGUGGAAACAAAGAAGUAACACUCUGAGGGGAAAUUAUUGGCUCUCAAGGUGGCCAUAAUUUCAGUGUCCUGGGCAUGUCAGUGGUUGGGAAGCAGUCCUGUAGCCAGUCUUUGGAGGUCACUGAAAGGCAUUGGUCUGAGUGGCUGCAUCAGGAAAGACAUGCAUCGUCAGCCAGAGGGCUCUUGGUACCUGUAUGUGACAAGCUGAUGGAGCAGUCACUGACCUCAAGGCCAUCCUGGAGUAUAUAGUGAGUUCAAAUAAAACAAAAUAAAAUGGGGCAAAAUUAAGAAAAGGAAAGGGUAGGCUUUCAAAAUAGAGGUCCUGGUCCUUGUAUAUGCCUAUACAUUCUUUGCUAUUGUAGGCAUAAACUACAGAGAUAUAUCAGAAGAGAACAGGCUGUGCGGUGCAAUGCUGAGUUUGAAUACUGUCUAGAAACAAGAAAACACAAACUGGGGCACUGUGUCAUUUUGUGUAAGUCAGAUAUAUACCGAUCCCCUUCUCUUCUAUUUGAUGACCUUGGGUUGUAUUAAGGAAUAUAGCACAGCCUCAUUUGCCUCCUCUUAAAACACCAAGUGUAGGAGUGCCUCUGGCGUACAGCUGGAAGAGAGUUUGGGAAAUAAGCUGAUAACUAGCUAAUAUUUCUUCAUCUUGUGAACUGCCCAGCUGAAGAGCCUCAUCCUGCAUCAAAUUCCCACUGCCACUGGCAACACCUCAUCUUUGCUUUACAUCACCUUCCUUAAUACCUUUCUGUGGUCGCAGUCAAGAGGUGAGGGGAAGAACUGGACAUUUCUGGGCUUUUCUUGCUCUGCAGUACAUACACAGUGACCUUCAGGUAGGGCCUUCAACUCUUUGUGAGCAAAUGUUGGGUGAGUGAUGGUAUGGUCAUGAACUUUCCAGGAUUUUCUGGUAUCUUUCCAAACCUCUAGGUGAGGCUGAUCACUGCGCUGCAACUCUAUGUGGAUUCCCCCACAUGCCGAAGUUUCUUCAGAAUCCUGAGAAAAUCAGAGGCAGACCAAGAGUAGAAGCCACAAAGAACAUGCCUACUGACAUGAGUUUCUGCCAGAUGCCCCAGAGGUUAGGAGCAGAAGAGCAGAAUGGAUUGUGUGAGAGAUUGGUGUCCUUUGAGGAUGUGACUGUGGACUUCAGCCAGGAGGAGUGGCAGCACCUGGACUCCGCCCAGCGAUGCCUGUACCAGGAUGUGAUGCUGGAGAUCUACAGCCACCUCUUGGCAGUGGGUGAAUUGCAGCUUGACACACCACAUCAGCCAGUUUUUGUGAAAGCGUCAUUUCUAAAUGAUGCACCCAGUGAAGUCACAGGACAUGGUUCAUAUUGUAUCGUUCUGGAGAGACUGUGGCAGGAUGGCAGCAGUGCUGUGAAGACACAUCAGCAAAGCCAGGUCCCACCCGUCAGCCCUGGUGCUUGCCGAAGCCAGAAGCCACUGAACACAGACAGUGGUGGUGACUCUGGAGAAGCUGGAGAAUCUCUUCUCUCCGGACGCCACCUCAUUUCUACAAAAUGUGCACCUCCAAGGUGUUUCUCAUUUGCAAAAAGCUUGAAACCUAACCUUGAAGCAUAUAGUGACCAUCAAAGCAAUGCCACAGAGCAGGCUAGUGACAUUAUUGUAUCUCAUCAGUUUAUAACACAAGGCUCUUCUAACGGAGUGUGUACAAUACCUCUUCAGAGAGAGAAAUCAUACAAUGACAGUCAGCUUGGAAACAGUCUUUCUCCCAAUCCACCACUUACAGAGCAUGGAAUUCCUUUUCAAGACAAAGCAGUUGAAUAUACUGGAUGCGGGAAAGCCCUCACUGAUGAGUCGGCUUUCUGUCAACAACAAAUAACUAACAAUAUGGAGACAUCUUUCAUCUGUCACACAUGUGGGAAAACCUUUCUUCACAAGUCUCAGUUGGUCUCCCAUCCAGAAACUCAUAGAGAAGAGACACCUUAUGAAUGUCCUGAUUGUGCAAAAUCCCUGAGGGGUAUGUCCAGCCUGCACGUGCACCGUGAAGUCCACACAAAGGAAAAACGGUAUGAAUGCCAUGUGUGUGGGAAAUCAUUCAGUUAUACAUCGCACCUAAAGGUGCACCUUCGAACACACACUGGUGAAAAACCUUAUGCAUGUUCUGAAUGUGGGAAGGCCUUCAGCCAAAAGUCAGUCCUCACCAUACAUCAGAGAAUUCACACUGGGGAGAAGCCUUACACGUGCAGUGACUGCGGGAAAAUGUUUGUUUGUGCAUCAGAUCUGACAAAGCAUUGUCGAUUUCACACAGGGGAAAAGCCUUAUGAAUGCCCCGACUGUGGGAAAUCUUUUAGUAUUAAGUCUAACCUACUUGCCCAUCAUCGAAUCCACACCAGUGAGGGGCCUUACAAAUGCUUUGACUGUGGGGAAUCAUUCAGGAAAAUAUCCCAACUGAAGGUACAUCAUCAGAUUCACACUGAUGGUAGAUCUUUUGUGUGUUCUGACUGUGGAAUGGCCUUCAGCCAAAAGUCAGUUCUCAUCACACAUCAGAGAAUUCACACUGGGGACAAAUGUUACCCAUGCAGUGAUUGUGGGAAGUUGUUUCUUUAUGCUUCAGAUCUGAAGAAGCACUGUCGAGUUCACACAGGGGAGAAGCCUUACAAAUGCCAUGACUGUGGGAAAUCGUACAGUGUGAAAUCACACCUCCAUGUGCAUCAUCGAAUUCACACUGGUGAGAGACCUUUCAAAUGUGAUGACUGUGGGAAAUCCUUCAGAAGAAACUCUCACCUGCAAAUGCAUCAGCAAACUCACACUGGUGAGAAGCCCUACAAGUGCUCUGACUGUGGGAAGUCAUUCCGGAGAGCAUCCCACCUGAAGGUACAUCAUCGAAUUCACACUGGGGAGAAACCUUACGUGUGUUCUGAGUGUGGGAAGGCCUUCAACGAUAGGUCAGUUCUCAGCACACAUCAGAGAAUUCAUACUGGAGAAAAGCCCUACAUAUGCGGCGACUGUGGGAAAGCCAUGUCUUCUAAAGCCAACCUCAAAGAGCAUCAACGAAUUCACACAGGCGAGAAGCCGUAUGUGUGUGCGGAAUGUGGGCGGGCCUUCAGUGAUAAGUCUUCUUUCUAUAGACACUGUAAAAUUCACAGUAAGGAUAGACCUUUUGUCCAUAAGAAAGGUGAAAAGGGCUUCCUGCAGAAUUCACAAGUGACCACCUAUGAGCAAACUCACAGUGCAGAGAAACUAUAGUGACACUCUGUCUAUGGGAAAUCUGCCGUUGUUAUGGACCAGCUAAAGGUGUAUCGUCAAGGUCAUCCAUACUACCAUUACUGAAGCUGUGGGAUGCUGUUGGUGCACUAUCCACACCGUACUGGGAAGAGACAUUAUUCGUGUUGCAAAUGCAGAGAGUCCUUCAAAAUCAUGUCAUUUCAGUAGACUCAAGUGCUCAUACCAGACAGUCUUCCUCAAGACACCUGAUCAUAUAAAAGAAUUUAUUGUAGAGUCAGUUCCUCAUCCAUAGCCCUCAUCAAAAUAUUCUUGGUUUUCAUGAAAAAAUAUUUUAUCACAGACCUAAGUAGGACUAGGGAGAUAUCGCACUCAUUUGGUAAAUUCUUUGUCUUCUGGAUACUAGAGGCACACACAUACACACAUACAUGCCAUGGGUAACUACACAUAAUAUGUACACAAACCUAACUAUACAAGCCAUAGGUCAUAGUUUAAACAUAGAAAUAAUUAUAUGUGAGAGAAGUAUUAAUGAACUUGUAGGAAGAAGCACAAAUGUUUCCUUGCAUGAAGAAAUGCUGAUUAAUGAUCUGAGGUAAACCUUCUAUAGGUAAUGGUACAAAGUUUCUAGACUACAGGAAAGUUGGAAAUUACAUCAAUGGAUUCUCUGUU